GCCCGGCUCUCCCCACCUCGUGCCCCGGGCAGUGCGGGCGCCCCGAGCGCUCCGUGACGGCCGAGCCGGCGCCAUCGUCCCACCACACCCCAACCGCCGCUCCGCGGACUCCCCGUCCCGGGCCGCCGCAGAGGGAUGGCGUCGGUGCUGCUGGACCUGGUGCACUUGUCAACCUGGGCCGUGUGUGCCGUGAUCAAGCUGCCGCAGCUGGUGGCGGUGCUGAGGGCCGGCUCGGCGUCGGGACUCAGCCUGAGCAGCCUCCUCAUGGAGCUGGCCGGCCACAUUGUGUUUCUGAGGUACCAGAUCUACUAUCAUUACCCUCUGAAGACAUACCUGGAGUAUCCCAUCAUCAUUGCACAAGAUGUCAUUCUCAUUUACUGUAUUAUGCAUUUCAGUGGAAAUGCAAAACGUGCUUUGGUCUAUGCACUCAUAUAUUGGGGGGGCUGGUACAUGCUAACACUGGAGAAGUGGAUAAUAGACCUGGCUAUGAAUGUGUGCACAUUCAUCAGUGCAGCUAGUAAGCUGGUUCAGCUGCAGCAUCUCUGGCAGACCAAAGAUUCCGGACAAGUGAGCACCCUGAGCUGGGGAAUGUCUGUAUACACUUCUUCAGCAAGAAUUAUUACAACUGUAAUGACUACAAAUGAUCUUGCAGUUCUCAUCCGUUUCAUAAUCAUGCUCAUUCUCAAUAUUUGGGUCACAGCUACAAUCCUGCACUACAGGAAGACUAAAAAGACUGGUUAGAAGACACUCAUCAGUACAUAUAUCAUUACCAUGAAAAAAAUAUAUAAUUAAGCCUAAAGAAUUUAAGAAU
Molecule: messenger RNA, 811 nt
Organism: Poecile atricapillus (Black-capped chickadee)
Lineage: Eukaryota; Metazoa; Chordata; Aves; Passeriformes; Paridae
Gene: SLC66A3
Product: solute carrier family 66 member 3
Exons: 7
Coding region: 136-741 (201 amino acids)
Source: RefSeq, a predicted model, not a curated record